UAAUUUUUCUUACAUGUUGGGCUGGAAGCAAUACUUGCGUGCGUCGAUUGGUCUCUUUCAUUUCCGAUAUGCACGAGAGAAGACGAGCAGCCACAGGCGAUCAUGUCUUCCACCCUGCCGACGGCGCCGCUCGACCCAUCUCUACUCACGACCCUCUUCAUCAUACUCGUGCCUCUCUCUUUGCUGCUGCUUCUGCUGCAGGUUAAGAGGAACUCCCGUGGGCAUCCCCCUUGCCCGCCGCGGCUUCCCCUCAUCGGCAACCUCCACCAGCUGGGCCCACUACCGCACCGCUCCCUCCAUGCCCUGUCGCAGCAACACGGCCCGCUCAUGCUACUUCGCCUGGGCCAGGUGCCGGCGCUCGUGGUCUCCUCGCCGGACGCCGCCCGGGAGGUGCUGCGCAACCAGGACCACGCCUGCGCCAGCCGGCCAGCUAUCAAGCCGGCCCGAAUCCUCGUGUACGGGUGCAAGGACUUGGCCUUCGCGCCCUACGGCGACUACUGGAAGCAGCUCCGAAAGAUCUGCUCCGUCCACCUGCUGAGCCCCAAGAGGGUGCAGUCGUACCGGCUAAUGAGGGAGGAGGAGGUGGAAUCCAUGAUGGGAAAGAUCUCGUCCCAGGCUUCGGCUUCGGCGAACGUCAUCGACUUAUCCGAGGUCUUGUACUCUUUCGCCAACGAUGUACUCUGUCGAGUUGUUUCAGGGAAGUUCACGAGAGAAGAAGGGAGGAAUCGCCUGUUCUCCGAGCUGGCCGGCGAGAACUCGGUGCUUUUGUCCAAGAUCUACGUGGGUGACUACUUCCCGUGGCUAGGGUGGCUGGAUAUGUUCUUCGGUAGUGUGGCCAGAUGCAACAAGAACAAGGCGAGGUGGGAUAAGUUGCUAGAUGAGGUGAUUAAGGAACAUGCAGUUCGGUCGGCGCAGCAUGGUGGGGAGGAAAACGACGGUGAGGAGAAGGAUUUCGUGGAUGUUCUGCUCUCUCUGCAGAAAGAUGCAGCGAUGGACUUCGUCCUCACAACUGAAGAUAUCAAGGCACUUCUGGAGUUGUCCUCCGGCCAUGCUCAACAUCCCCGGCGAUCCCAGUCCAGUACCCAAUCCAGCUCACAAACUAUGGCUACGUCAAGAUCGUCUCAUCCUCCAAGCUAUUCAAGCUUCAGUUGCUGGAUCCGUUGCUCCCUUGAUAUCUUCAUGUGUGACAGCUGUCGAUGCAUGGUCUACACUGCAAACCACCCUGGCAAAUCAUUCGCAUACUCGCAAGCUCAGUCUUCUAUCCAAGCUUAUGGUGACAAAAUAAGAGGGAAGUACUAUCUCUGAUUAUCUACAACAUAU
Molecule: messenger RNA, 1320 nt
Organism: Musa acuminata AAA Group (dessert banana)
Lineage: Eukaryota; Viridiplantae; Streptophyta; Magnoliopsida; Zingiberales; Musaceae
Product: cytochrome P450 71A1
Exons: 2
Coding region: 103-1305 (400 amino acids)
Molecular function (GO): heme binding; iron ion binding; monooxygenase activity
Source: RefSeq, a predicted model, not a curated record